Molecule: messenger RNA, 3601 nt
Organism: Zonotrichia leucophrys gambelii
Lineage: Eukaryota; Metazoa; Chordata; Aves; Passeriformes; Passerellidae
Product: protein FAM163A-like
Exons: 5
Coding region: 348-848 (166 amino acids)
Source: RefSeq, a predicted model, not a curated record
UUUUGCUGGAGGCACAGAGCCCUCUGCAUCCAAACGAGCGUUCAUUUCCUCCUGCCUCAGCUCUGCUGCUGGAUCCCGGGCAGCAAUCAGCGGCUCGGGCUCCUGGCAUCAGCACCAGCAGCUGCAAGGGCUGGGCUGCAAGAACAGAGGGAGCAAUCCGUGCCCAGCAGGAUGCCCUGAUGGAUGGCAAGGUGAGAGAGGAGAAGGGCUGUUGAGUCUCCCUGUGGCCAUGUGGUGCUGCCUGACCCCACUGUCCGGCCCGGGGCCAGUGUGACUGUGACAUCCUGCCUGUCCUUUUCUGGGUCCAACGCCUCCGUCACUGAACAGUUUGAUGGAGAAUCGGUCGGAUGACAGCGGGAACUGUUGUUAUCACCGGGGGAAUCCUAGCGACGGUGAUCCUACUGUGCAUCAUCGCUGUGCUUUGCUACUGUAGGCUACAGUACUACUGCUGCAAGAAAAAUGACUCCGAUGAGGAAGAGGAGGAGGAAGAGGAGGAGGAGGAGGAGGAAGAGCCCGACCUGCCCGCGCACUCGCACCUCGUCAUGUGCAACGCCUGCAGCUCCCGCAUGGUGGACGGGCAGGGCAGCCCCGCGCCGCCGCCCGGCGAGCUCAACCAGCACGGGGCUCACACCUACUGCCCGACGUGCUCUCCCUACGGCUCCCCCUUUUACAUCCGGACUGCCGACAUGGUGCGCAACGGCGGCGAGAGGGUGGCCUACACCCCCGCGUGCUACAAGGAGAUGGGGCCGCCCCUCAACAUGGCCUCCCUGCAAAGCUACACGGUGAGCCGCCACGGCCUCCUCCGCGACAGCUUCCCGAACCCGCGGGCCAUCAGCACGGAGGUGUAGUCACCAUUGCCACUAGCACAGGGUGUCCCCGGCUGGCACCGCUCCAGGGAAGGGGCUUUUCACUUGGUUUUGAGGAGAGGAGCCCGCAGCCCAGCCCGAGGCCAGCGCGGCCCUGCUGAGGCGCCCAGCACGGCCGGGCCAGAAGGCGAGUGAGACCUCAAAGGGCAACGCUGAACCGGCCACCUCCGAACCCAUCAUAAGUGUCAUUAUUAUCUACUCUCUCUCCCAAAGGGACUUGUCUAACGAGGGCUAUGUACAGUACAACCUAAUCUAAUUACCCCCGGCUCCCUGAGCCCAGUGAGGCCUUCGGUGUCCCCAUGCAGCCAGCUGAGGUGAUGGCACACGGAGCAAUGGGCUGAUCAUCCAGGGCCAGCUGCCAUCCCCGUGAAUCCCAGUGCCCAGCAGGGCAUGGCAGCACUCCUCAGCCGUGGGGAAGUGAAGAAGGGAAGAUCCAGGUCGUCCUGCUCCCCUCGUGCUGCGUCAGCUGCCGCUAGCAGUUUGCUUUUCUGUUCAAGUGUAAGAUAGGGCACCGUCUCCCACCUGCUUCGGUCUUUGCACGUGCUGAAGAAGUUCGGGACAUGAAUUUAGGUCACUGCCGGGGGAGGCAAAGUUCCUUGCAAAAGAGCUCACCCACGCUAACAGGCACAGGCCAGUCCUUCUGCGGCCUAAGCCCCCACCUCUUCUACUCUUCACAAGCUUUCUUAGGAACAAUUUUAACUUGGACCCAUGAAUAUGGCAAGAUUUUACUUAUGGGAAGAAUUGAAUUCCUAAAUAACCACAGUUUUGGUCACCUUCAGCUUUCAAAGCCCCACCCUGACAGCUCCGACAGCCAGAGAAAGGUUGGCUUUAGGAUGGAUUUUGCUUUUGACAGCAACAGCAGAGCCCACUGGCUCAUGCCUUCUUUGCAGGGCACUCCCACUGGAGAAUGAUGUUCAGGUGGUUGGGGUCCCCCUGCUUUUGCUUCUCGAAGAAGAGGGUGCAAGACCCGAAUGUGUCUUGAACAUGUUGUGAACGUGGGUUCACAGGCACUGCAGCCGGCAGUGACAGCCAGUGACUCUGCCUUUCUGCAAAAAUGAAUGUGGGAAAGUUUCUUCUUCCUCCAUAAAUCAAAUUAGGUGAAAAAUUACUAAAGGGACAUCUCCAUCAUUCCCAGGCACUUCCAUAGCAACCAGUGCAGGACUGCUCUGCUGAGCACUUCCCAUUCACGGCAGGGAGGAGGGACGGGGACAGCAGUGAUCCCUGCGGAUGCUGUUGGAGGCAGUGACAGGAAACCCUUGCCAUGCCUUUGCAAUAUAGGGUAGGACUGCUCAGAAACGUGAGUGGUGGGAUUUUAUUUUCACCACUGCAAUUUAGAAAUGAUCCCACUGCUCACAAAAGGAUUUGGACUUGACCUCCCCGCUCACACACAGAAAAAGUAGGUCUCAGCACAGAGGCACACAGUGCACCAGCCUCAAAUAUCCACUUUACCAGGCUGAUGUACACAUUGGACCUGCCCAUGCCUUGGCAGUUCUCUGAAGAAAGCAGCCAAAACAUCACAAAACAUGGUGAUGGUCCUUGUAACCAAACACCUUGCCCCAGCCUGCAUUUUACACACACUUCUGAGCAAAUGUUAUGCACCAUCUCCCCCACCUCCAGCCCAAAAAGACAUUGCAUUUCCAUUAUCUGGAGACUCUGUCUGGCUGCAUUGCUUUCAGAGUCUCUGUCCAUUCUCCAAAUAGUGAUAGCAGGUUUUAAUGUCCUCUGACACUAAGGGCAGGCAGGAGGGAAGAUGAAAGUUACCAGCAGCAAAGCUCUCUGGAUCCCACUGGUCAAUAGUCUGCAGCUCCUGCCUCCCAUCUAGCCAGUGCUCCUCCCUGAAAACAUGGUCUGUAACUGGAAGAAAAUCUUGGCUAACUUGAUAAAUCCCAUUCUUUGCCACUAGAGCAUCUGCUCAGCUAGGUCUCAUCGUGCUGGGAGCCAGGAGAAGUUAAUGUGUCCCAGCAUGGUCCCUGCCAGACAGCCCCGUGGUCUCUGGAUGCCGUCCCCUUGGCGGGCACAGAGCACAUGGACACGGCGGCUCCCGGCAUCCAACUCUACCUCUUGGCACACACAGAAAGGCUUUCCAGCACCAUGGCAGUGCCAUGACCUCCAGAGGGUGGGGGUAACACACUUCUGGGGGUCACCCUUGUGGUUGAAGGAAGGCCACUCCACUGUCAUCUUCGUCACAAGCAAAUUAAGCGUGACCUGUCACGGGCUAACAGGCGCCAAGGCUGGGGAGGCAGUUCCAGAGCAGCCAGAUGGCCAAGAUGAGGGUUGGCCUUGCAGCCAACACACACCCUGGGUCUGGCAUGGCUACAGGGAAAUGGGUGAGUCUGGCAGGGCUGAAAACACGGGGGAUGCAGCUGAGAAUUAGAGGGUUUGGGAGCUGGUGGAAGAACAGGAUGGGGUAGGGGCAGGGAUCCCAGGUUUUUUUCCACUUCAGAUUCCUCCUGUUACUAUUCUCUGUCUUUGUUGCUCAGCUAUGGGUCCAAAUUCAAUGUCAGAAAUAAAUGAGGACUUUGAAAUACAAACCAGAAGUGGUUUCUGUUCUUUUGGCAGGCAACACCAAAAGGGCUUUAUCCAGUGCUGCCUGGAAGCUCUACUGGUGCAAGGGUUUUUCCUCCCCACCCUUCCUGCUCCUGCUCCUCUUGUGUGCCCUGCUCCUCCCUUAGCUCUGGCCUAGGCACAUGCAUCCCAAAUCCACAGUUUUAUAGUUUAUCUCUUUAUUGUGAGAA